UUUGGUUAUGUUAGAUGGGCAGCUGAUAUUUAUUCAAUCUCUUGUGGUUACUUUUUAUGGGAUACAAUUAUAGCUAUUUAUUUCUAUAAAUAUCAGGGCAUAAGUAUGGUAUUCCAUGGAAUUGCUUCACUUUCUGUGUUUUUAUUUUCAUUUCGACCUUUUGUAAACUACUAUGGAGCUAUUUUUCUUAUGUAUGAAUUAAGUACAAUCUUCCUUAAUUUUCAUUGGUUUAUGGUAUGUAUGGAAAAUAAUAUUACUAGACGUUAUUUAUUUAUUCAAAAAAAAAAAAAAAAAAAAAAAAAAAAAAAAAAAAAAAAAAAAAAAAAACUAGGACAAAUUGCGUUGGACUGGUUCUAGAAUUCAAUUAAUCAACGGUAUCAUUCUUCUGUUGACAUUCUUUGGUGCACGUAUUGUAUUUGGAACUAUUAUGUCGUAUAAGAUGUGGUGUAAGUGUAUAUACUUGUAACAA
This is a messenger RNA of Cokeromyces recurvatus, 469 nucleotides long. RefSeq lists its product as uncharacterized. Lineage: Eukaryota; Fungi; Mucoromycota; Mucoromycetes; Mucorales; Mucoraceae. Gene Ontology annotation, cellular component: membrane. The transcript has 3 exons. The record is from RefSeq and is a predicted model, not a curated record. Bases 106 to 357 code for a protein of 83 amino acids.